Messenger RNA from Macrosiphum euphorbiae (potato aphid), 1698 nucleotides. NCBI's taxonomy places the organism in Eukaryota, Metazoa, Arthropoda, Insecta, Hemiptera, Aphididae. The record is from the annotation of a GenBank genome assembly.
AUGUUUUUCACGUUCGUGUUGGCAUCGGCGUUGACCUUGUCCUCGGUGCUCGGAGGUCCGUCCGGCCCGACAUCGAGACAGAUGACGUACGCAAAAGAGGACAAAACCGUAAUGCGAUCAGAUGAAACGGCGCAGGUGUUGGCCGUCGGCGACCGAUCGUCCAACCUGAAAUACGUGAUGGCGAUCCAGAGCUCGACGAUUUGGGAGGAGAUCAAGAAACGGUCGUUGACGAUAAACACGUCACAGAGAUUGGACGACGAGGUCGCCGGAAAAUCGCCGGACGACCUGACGGACCAAGAACUGGCGCAGCUCAAGCAAGCGUGCCACGACGGGCUCAAGUGCGUGGCCGUCGACCAGCUUUUGGUGCUCAAACAGGUCAAAGAACAGCUUGGCGACGGCCAAGUGUCCGUGCGCACGGCCAUCACCAAGAUCACCCAGGUGCUCACCCAAUACACGACCGAGAUCCACGAGGACGUUUACCAGUACGAGGCGGUCCAAAAGUCCGACGAUCAGUCCAAAGUGUACGAGUCGGUGACCACAAUAGUGGAGGACAACAAGGAACUGUGUCGGGUCGAACUCGCGCCGGAGACAGCGCAAAGCCACCCGAACAAUAGUGCUGGUAAUACUAUUCCCGCGGCCGUUAACAAUAACAGUACCGUAAACUACAAUACGACCGAGAACUACAACAUCAACAACGGCACCGUCAACAGUGCCACCAUCACCAAAGAACCUUCAGACAUUAUCACUGUCGAAGAAUCACCUGAACCCGGAACUCGGGCUGACAACGGCUCAGACCCGAGUCUGGUUAUCGUUAUCGCCCCACAAACUGAAGCCACUGGCGGUGACGGAUAUAUCAAAAAACGGUCUGUAGAUGACCGCCUACCCACAGAACGUACCACCUCUACUGAUACCGAUAUUAAUGGUCUGACCGCUAACGAAUCCGUUAUCAUAGCUCCCAAAAAUGACAUUAGCCAAAAACGAGCCAGACAAAACAAAGCACGUAGCAGCGGAACCUUCGACCAGCACUAUGAACCCGGUACGACCACCGACGCUCAACCGCGCAAGUACGCGCGCCCAGCAAACGACAGACGUGCGCCUGCUGGUCAACCACUCAGGAUCACCGACGGACCGUCACCACACGACGUCGUCGGUACCGAUGACAACGGUUCCCGCGGACAAAAAGCUCGACGGUCGUGGCCCAGCGUAACCCGCGUCCUGACCAACGGCGGCGACGACGAGAAAAAUGUCUCGGGCCACCAGUCCGCCGACACGAAUGCCAAUACACAGGACCCCGACCACGUGGAAAACAACAACGUGACCCUGAAAAACGGAGUCGGAAACGGAGUCGAAAACGGGCAGACCGGCAAAUCCGAUUGCGACCACGACAUCCUGAGCGCGGGUUCGUCGAACAGCGGAACCGUGCUGAAAGGUUACGUGGAGGACGGUACGCUCAACAACGGCAACAUGGUGCAGUACAACGUCAACAACGGUACCAUCAACAAGGGCAUGAUCUCCGGGAGCAAUGCGGACAACGGUAUCAUAAGCGUGGGUACCGUCAACAACGGGCCGGUCAACUACGGUACGUACGACAAGUACGCCAACAACGGAAAACAGGUCGCGAUGAACAGCUACGACGUCCAACAAUAUUUGUCCAACAUCGACAAGAUGUACUCGACGAUCUUAGAACGACUUGGCUGA